AUGCAGCAGCAGCAGCCAGAACACACCGAAAACUCCAGCCGUGCAUCUCGCUUGCCUGUCAACCCGCGACGGCACAAGGUAGCGCCAGAGCAGCGGAAGCGUGUAGCAACAGCGUGCAACAGCUGCAAUGUCCGGCGCAUCAAAUGUUCCGGUGAGAGACCUUGCCGCCAAUGCCGCAGCUCAUCAAGAGAAUGCCAGUAUCCCACUAUCAUCGAGAAAGUUUCCGUCGCUCGGAACGAGCUAGAUGAUCUGAGGAGGAAGCUUGAGAUUGCAGAACGGGCUCUGCAGAUUGCCGUACCCGACGACGUCGCAAGACAAUUACUGCUACAACACGAUGUCGACCUAAAAGGGUCUCGUGCCGGGUCAGCUCCGUCUAUCACACCCCCAGAGCCGCAUGAUUCUUACGGGGAAGCGAGUAAUGAGAUUGUUGCCGAGACAGCCAACGGACGCACACUGCUCGAUCAGGAUGGAAGACUCCGUUUUCUUGGCGAGACCUCUGGUGCAACAUUCCUUGAUUAUCUCAAGGAGUUCAUGUCCACCGUGCUGCCACUUGCAUUCAACCCGCAGUGGUUGUCACCUACGCCAACCAGCGGUUUAACAUUUCUUUCUUCCCUUGGAAGUUAUCAGACAUAUGACUCUCGUCCCAUAGAAAUCGAGUCGAGCGUGGACCCUCUCUCACUACCUUCCCCGGACGAAAUGAGAACUAUGCUCCGCAACCUUGGCUACUUCAUCCAAGACGGCAACGGCAGCUUCCCAUGCGGCGGCAUCUAUUGGUGGGGCGAUCUCAGCAUGAGCAAAACGCCCACCGCGAAUCCCGAGGUGUUUCCGCCCGGGACCUCUCAACAAGCUCAACAGGUCGUCUCCGACACUAAUCGUCACCUUGCAUUUUACCAUAUCGCCUUUGCCGUCGCAUGUCAGGCGAAUACCACGGCGAAUUCGAUGCCAGUCCCAAAAGAUUUGAGCCAAAGUUACUUCGCCCGCGCUCGCCUGCUUCUAGGCAACCCUCUUGAUAUUACACGGUAUACCAUCAGUGACGUUGCCGUCCUAGCACUGAUGGGCUUCUACCUCAUCGAGAUGAACCGCCGCGAUGCAGCCUACGUCUACGUCAGCAAUGCUAUGCAUAUAUCCAUUAUGCACGGCGCUCACCGUGGCUGGGUCAACGAGCAAGGCAAACGUGUUUUCUGGACUCUUUAUAUCCUCGAUCGUUGGUUGAGUUGUCUCAUGGGCCGUCCACCCAUUAUCAUGGACGAUGCUAUCCGGCUACCACUGCCUUGCGAUGAUCUUUCAGGGUCUUUGCCCCCUGCAGCCGGCCUCCGAGCCCACGUUGAGCUGGCCCGCAUUUCGGGCCACAUUGUCUGCAACACGUAUAGAGUCGCCCCCUGGGAUCACGGUCCCGGAGGUGCGGCGCGGCAUAUCAACCGAGCGCUGCAGUUGCUCGGGAGCUGGCAGUCAUCACUACCGCCUACCCUGCAAAUGUCUAUAUCCCAUCCAAGUAACGAUCCCUCGUGCUGUCUCCUGCAUAUGGCAUACAACCAGCUUCUGAUCCUUGUCGUCCGCCCCAUCUUCUUCGCUGCUGUCAAAAAGACGUUUGCCGAGCGCUACAUCACCUCAGAGCGCCGUUGGGAAUUCUCGCACCACGCAGACCGCAUAAGCUCCUGCUCCAAGGCGGCGCAUGGAAACUUGUACCUCGCCCGUUGGAUGAUGAGUCUCAACGGUGGCACUCGCAAGUUCUUGCAAGCGGGGUUGCACUACGUAUUCAACGCCGCUAUCAUUCUUAUGCUGGAAGAACUUCUCGUCUUCUCGCCGGCCGCGGAGCCCGACGACGUCAACGUUAACUUUGCCGUCAGCAUUUUCGAAGAAGAGGCCAAAACGGAAAGCAAUUACGCUCGCGAUUGCGCCACCGUUCUAAGAGACCUCAAGUCUAUAGUUCAGCGUCUGCGACUGGACAGUCAAGCUGUCUAUACCGCCCGCACUGGUGGUGUCAGCGGAGGCCCUUCAACCCCUGGCUUAACGCCGGACGACGUGACGAACGCUAGCAGCAGCAUCAACACGCCGUCCACCACAUAUUCUCAACAACCUCAGCAUCAAACCUUCCCGCCCGGGCCAAGUCAGGUGUUGUAUCCCAUGACGACGGAGAGUGGCGCGAUAUAUGAAGAACUCAUGGCGUGGGUUGAACACAACGACGCACAAUUGUACAGUAAUAACUAUUCUAUAUAA
Molecule: messenger RNA, 2217 nt
Organism: Colletotrichum phormii
Lineage: Eukaryota; Fungi; Ascomycota; Sordariomycetes; Glomerellales; Glomerellaceae
Product: fungal-specific transcription factor domain-containing protein
Exons: 4
Coding region: 1-2217 (738 amino acids)
Biological process (GO): DNA-templated transcription; positive regulation of transcription from RNA polymerase II promoter by galactose
Cellular component (GO): nucleus
Molecular function (GO): RNA polymerase II cis-regulatory region sequence-specific DNA binding; zinc ion binding; DNA-binding transcription factor activity, RNA polymerase II-specific
Source: RefSeq, a predicted model, not a curated record